This is a messenger RNA of Porites evermanni, 2800 nucleotides long. NCBI's taxonomy places the organism in Eukaryota, Metazoa, Cnidaria, Anthozoa, Scleractinia, Poritidae. The record is from the annotation of a GenBank genome assembly.
AUGUUAUCUUCAGGUAUCUACUUUCCUCCUGGAUUUGACUCGCUACCGGAAUACAGAGAUUACAUUGACAGUCUGCCGAUUGCUGACGAGCCGGAGAUAUUUGGAAUGCAUAAUAACGCUAAUAUCGCCUUCCAGGUAAGAACAACAGUACACUAACAUGUCUUAAAGAUGUGAAUAUUUAACCACCUAUACACUCUCUCUUUCUCUCUUUUUUCGCUUUCUCUACGUCGUGUAAUUCCUCCGGGGAACAGGCUUAGUAAAGUGAAACGUGGUAGGAGUAGUUCGUAUUCUUAAAAAGAGUAUGAGGGAUUUUGGUUUCAUCCUAUAUACGGUUUACGCGAGAAAUAGUGCAGUGCUAAAAUAUCAUUUUGCGAUACCUAACUGUUUUGCUCUUCCCAUUUGAUAGAACUGGCCGGCCAGACCGGUCCAAUUGUAGAGAGAAUUCCAAUAUUAAUCACGACUAACCAGUCAGAUCAGUCUACCCAUAAAUGGUUGGCCGGCAGUGGUGAGUUUCAGUGAGAAUUUCAAGAAAAAACUAAUGUUUUAUUUUCAAAAUGAAUCGUCCAGCCGGCCAGUUCUGACUGUUGAAUAGUGCUUCUUAGUGAACGUGCUAAACGUUUUUUGAUAAUUCUUAUUCCCUCAACGCGUUGGGAUACUCUGCUUUGUUGAUUUUGUGAUGAACAUAUUUUCUUUAUCUACAGACUCAAGAGACCAAUGCUCUGAUCACAGCAGUGUUGGAGGUACAGCCUCGAUUAGCCAGUGGAGGAAGCGGUAAAACCAGCGAUGAGAUUGUGUAUGAGCUUGCAGAAAGUAUACUCUCCAAACUGCCUGUCGCACUGGACAUGGAGAAAGCCGAUAAAGCUAUAUUUGAGGUAGGACUAAGUGUCUUAGGUUAUCUUGAAGCCGCGGCCUUUAUAGCCUUCGUAGCUAGCGUUUGCGCCCGAGUUAAUGUGCUAAAGCAGGAACGAGAGCAAAAAAAAUAAAAGUAGGGUAGGGAAGUGGGGAGAAAGAAAUAUCUCGGGGUGUAUAUUAAACGUGCCACAAGUCCACUGCGUGAGCGCCCUAAGGCGCGAGGGACGCUCGCGAAUCGAUCUUAAACCAGCAAUGAAGUCGCGACUGACCAACUAACUUACAGAAAGCGGAAACGGGCUUUGAGAAAAUCUAGGCGUCUACCUGGAUUUGCCUCCCUUUCCUCCUACGUCCUACUGUUUUUUUGCUCUUGCUCCAAGUUUUCGCGCAAUAACUCGAGCGGAACCGCUUGAUACGCAGGUUACGGUCUUUUCAACCAUGAGCAAGGAAGGUCCUUUGUCGUUACCUGAAAGUCCGCUUUAGAACGAGUGACCUCCAACUUUCGUCUGAGAAGGAGGUUACAGAUAAUAUUAGCAUCUCUGUUUUAACAGAUUUUGAUGGGUACUCGUGAUAUAACAGGUGGCAACUCUAUGAUACUCUCCUCUCGGCUAAUAUUAUCGAGUUGCUGCAUGUCAGGAAAAAGGUAGACAAAACGGGUUUCUCCGUCUCCAAAUAAAUUUUACUCGGCUACGUAGAAAAUCGAUUUUUUUAAUGCGGAAUGACGAAAGAAUUUUCAAUGGAUUGAUUUUAUGAAGUCUUGGAAACCUUUUUUGCUCAAUGUUUUUCGCUUUGUUUCCUUUAAUAUGAGGGUCGAGUCAUCAUUUUACAUGGCUGAUUUAGCGACAGGACUGGAACGUCAGUCGACGACGGGAAAGCGCGCGGAAAGGACUAAACACAACUUCCGGUGCUCAAUUUCCCGCUCUGCCAUUGGUCAAGCCAGUUGUUUGAUUUCACGCGCCGUCGUCAACUGACGUUAACGUUCUUUUGCUAAAUCAGCCUGUUUACAUUGCGCAGCGGUUCUCACCGGUCGUGUUUCUUAUUUUCAUUGUUCUCUCAGACUGAUGCUAAAGGGCGUGUGAACUCGCUGACUACUGUACUAGGACAAGAGGUUGAUCGAUUUAACUCUCUCUUGAAAGUCAUCAAGGUAAGAUAAUGGCAGGAACAGAGAAAUGUAACAUAGAAAAACAAAGAAAAACCAAGAAGGUCGUCCACAUCAGACGCCAGCGUCCAACCCUAAAUAGAGAUCGGAGUUAUGAACUUCCCGCCAUUUUUGAUCAAUUUUUGUCACGUAACUAAUUCACGGAACAAUUCAAGAUAUUUUUAUUCGACAAAAAUGAACCUGCGAGGCUAUCCAUUUUUGCCCAAACUUUCGCGAUAACCGGCAAAAAUAGGCCAUUUCUGAGUUGCAAGAACUCUCACUUUAAAAAAAAAGGCUUAGUGCAAAACCUUUCCUGCGAAAAUGACUUUUAUUCUCGUAAAAAUAAAUAAACGUUUUGUUAUCAAUGGCUGACCACUUAUUGCCUCACUUUGACAGAGAGCCUUAAGACAACUAGGAAAUAAGCGAUUGUCGAUAUCAGUUUUGUUACUUGUGGUAAAUAACCGCUGUAUCUACUUUUUCAGACGUCGUUACAACAGCUUCAGAAAGCCAUCAAGGGUCUGGUCGUGAUGUCACUGGAACUGGAUAAAGUUUACACCAAUUUUUUGAACAAUCAGGUUGGUCUGUUUCCCUAAAAGCUUUUCUGGUCCCAAAUCUCCUUGACGACGGUACAGUUUCUAUCUUAUUUUAUCGAUCGCGGACUUAGGGUAAUUUUACGGUGGUUUUCUCCAUAUCAACGAGACAUUUUUCCUCUUUUCGCAGGUUCCAACAAUGUGGGCAAAUGCGGCGUAUCCAUCAUUGAAGCCGCUGGGAUCCUGGGUUAAGGAUUUGCUGCUCAGAUGCCUGUUUAUAGAU